AUGUCUCAAUCAGGUGUCUCGGUUUCGCCGGACUGCAUCAGCAAGUUCAACGAGCUGAAGCUCAACAAGAAGCUCAAGUUCAUCAUCUACCAGCUCUCAGAUGACUACAAGGAAAUCGUCAUCGAGGAGACGAGCGAAGACGGUGACUGGGAGGUCUUCCGUAAGAAGUUAUUGAGCGCACAGUCCAAGAGCAAGACUGGGAAAAUUGGCAAGGGUCCAAGAUACGCUGUCUAUGACUUUGCCUAUGAACUGUCUAACGGCGAGGGUUCGAGAAGCAAGAUUACCUUCAUUGCGUGGUCUCCAGAUGAUGCUGGAAUCCAGCCCAAAAUGGUGUACGCCUCCUCGAAAGAUGCUCUCAAGCGCGCCUUGAAUGGAAUCGCCACCGAAUUCCAAGCAAACGACGAAGAAGAUAUCGAGUAUGAAUCCGUGCUCAAGAAGGUCAGUAAGGGAGGGGCAUAA
This is a messenger RNA of Hyaloscypha bicolor E, 459 nucleotides long. Its product is annotated as actin depolymerizing protein. The transcript is spliced from 6 exons. Gene Ontology annotation, biological process: cell motility; actin filament depolymerization; actin filament severing. The record is from RefSeq and is a predicted model, not a curated record. Gene Ontology annotation, cellular component: actin cytoskeleton; actin cortical patch; cytoplasm. NCBI's taxonomy places the organism in Eukaryota, Fungi, Ascomycota, Leotiomycetes, Helotiales, Hyaloscyphaceae. Gene Ontology annotation, molecular function: actin filament binding. Bases 1 to 459 code for a protein of 152 amino acids.